Molecule: messenger RNA, 1212 nt
Organism: Penicillium hordei
Lineage: Eukaryota; Fungi; Ascomycota; Eurotiomycetes; Eurotiales; Aspergillaceae
Exons: 4
Coding region: 1-1212 (403 amino acids)
Biological process (GO): carbohydrate metabolic process; GDP-mannose biosynthetic process
Cellular component (GO): cytosol
Molecular function (GO): zinc ion binding; mannose-6-phosphate isomerase activity
Source: RefSeq, a predicted model, not a curated record
AUGGUAGACGCAGUAGUCCAACUUCGGUGUGGUGUCAAGAACGACGACUGGGGGAAAAAAGGAAAAGAGUCGAUUGCUGCGCAGCUAUGGUCUAAAACGCCAAACAAUGCAGCAAUUGACCACUCCAAGCAUUAUUCCGAGAUGUGGCUGGGCACGUACCCUUCAAACCCAUCCUAUCUACUUUCCACGGGCGAACACCUCGGCGAGUACCUGAAGAAGCAUCCCGAGCUAGUGGGCAAGUCCGUUCACGACCGAUGGGGUCCAGAGAUUCCAUUUCUGCCAAAGAUUCUAUCUUUUAGCAAAGCGCUGCCCCUACAAAUCCAUCCAGACCUGAAGCUCGCCGCACAACUACACAAAGAACAUCCCGACAAGUAUGGCGACACAAUGCACAAGCCAGAGAUUGCAAUCGCCCUGUCCAAAUUCGAGCUCUUCGCUGGCUGGAAGCCCCUGAAAGACAUCCAAGCGCUGUUCGAGUUGAACCACCUAGCAAGAUACAUCCCCGAAUCCGGACAAUUUAACGACGAAACCCUGCGCCAAGUAUGCAAGGCUCUACUGAGUGCCCCACCCAAAGAAGUCGCACAGACAAUGAAAGAUCUACAAGCCAUCCCCGAAUCCCAGUUCGGCGCACACACCUAUAUCCCCAACCUACUUAGCCGUCUAGCAAAGCAAUACGGCGAAGGCGACAACGGAAACUUAGUCGCCGCCCUGCUGAUGAACUACAUGACCCUAGGCCCGGGAGAUUCCGUCUUCGUCCCCGCAGACAGCAUUCACGCCUACCUGGAAGGCGAUAUCGUGGAGUGCAUGGCGCGCUCAGACAAUGUCAUCAACACAGGGUUCUGUCCGGCUGCAGACCGCGACAGCGUUGAGUUGUUCGGACAGGCUUUGAGUUUUGUACCACAUAAUGCGCAGGAUGCGCUGCUGCCGCGUAGAAAGAGUGACAAGGGCCUGAAUGGCAAGACGGAUGUCUAUGCACCGCCUAUCAGUGAAUUCUCAGUGCUGUGUACUACACUUGGGGCUGGGGAGAGUGAGACACACAAGGCCAUUCUUGGGCCGAGUUUGAUGAUUGUUACCAAAGGUGACGGUCAGAUGAAAUUCCCUGGUAAUCAGACCGCUGAGUUAAAGGAGGGAUAUGUUUUCUUUGUGGGGCAGGGAAUUGCGUUGGACUUUGUGACUGACAAGGGCAUGGCGGUUUAUCGGGCAUAUGCGGAGUAA